GCAGACCUUUCUCUGUGAGCUUUGACAGACAGAAUCGGAUCUGUCUACACGGGGGUGGGAUUCUCUCCUUCUCUGUCUCUUCUCUUCAUCUCUCUCUCCCUCCCUCCCUCUCUCUCUCUCUCUCUCUCUCCCCCUCUCUCUGUCUCACUAUUUAAAACUGGAAACUCACAGUACUGGAGGGUGAUGAUAGCAGCACACUCUCUCCUCCCUCCUCUCUGUCUCUGUCUCUCUCUCUUUCUCUCUCCCCCUUGGUUCCAUGUUUCAUUGUUGAGCGCAGAGAUGCUGGCAGCUAGCUGGGAGUAGCGCAGAAGACAGGGAAUCAGUGUGUGAGACGAGAUGCCUGAACUUAUAGAGAACUGUGAAGAAAACUGUGCCAGCGCUUCAGCUCAUUUUGUAACGGAAUACAUCGCUCUGCCCACCUCAGACUGCGCUUUUUUGUUUCGUUUAUUUUUGUUUUAACAGCCUUAAGAAGAAGAAGACUUUCAGAACCAAUCUCUUUUCACCACCUCUUCUGACACCUCUUUGCCAGCAGUAGAAGAAUUUGGGGCUUUGUGCACAUUUUCUGUUGGACUGGAUCUGGGGAUUUAUUAGAUUUUGUUUUUUUUUACCCUUCACCACUUUUUCGCCUUUUCGAUCUCAACCCCCCCCCUCCUGAGGUGCAGGCAGACCCCCCUGGUUCGGCCCUGCCCGGCGCGUAGGCCCUCCCCACCCCCCACCCCGGAGGAGGAUGACGGACACGCUGGCGUCCGAGGGCGAGCUGGCCUCCGUGUGCGAGGGUCUGGAGCACUGCGGAGCGGGGAGCCCCGUGGAGGAGCGCGCCCCCCUCAGGAGACCCCCCAACACCGGGGCCAGGCUGUGGGGCCGCGUGCGCAGCAAGAUCCUCCGCCAAAAGAUGGAUGCAGAAACAGUGCAGUCCAAGAACUGGCAGAUGGAUGUCAUAGAAAUGAAUGGGAUCAAAGUUGAAUUCUCAAUGAAGUUCACUGGGCGGGACUUGACCUUGAAGAGAACGCCUUCCAAGAAACAGAGUGGAGUGUUUGGUGUAAAAAUCAGUGUGGUCACAAAGCGAGAGUGCUCCAAGGUGCCCUUCGUCAUCCGUCAAUGCAUCGAGGAGGUGGAGAAGCGGGGGAUUGAGGAGGUGGGGAUCUACAGGAUCUCAGGCGUCGCCACAGACAUCCAGACCCUGAAAGCUGCGUUCAACACAAACGGUUCCAAAGACUUCCCGGUGCAGCUGAGCGACGUGGACGUCAACGCCGUCGCGGGAACUCUGAAGCUGUACUUCCGCGAGCUCCCAGAGGCCCUGCUCACUGACCGGCUGUACCUGCCCUUCCUGGAGGGGAUAGCCCUGUCUGAUCCUGUUGCCAAGGAGAGCUGCAUGAUGCAUCUGCUUUGCUCGCUGCCAGAUCCCAACCUCUUCACCUUCCUCACACUGCUGGAGCACCUCAGGAGGGUGGCAGAAAAGGAGCCGGUGAACAAGAUGUCCCUGCUCAACCUGGCGACCAUCUUCGGCCCCACCCUGCUGAGGCCGUCGGAGGAGAGCCGCAGAGGGCACAUCGCCCUGCUCUCCGACCUGUGGUCACAUGACGUCAUGGCGCAGGUCCAGGUUCUCCUGUAUUAUCUCCAGUGUCCCUCUGUGUCCUUCUCCGAGCUCAAACGCAGCGCCCUCUACUCCUCCGACGGAUAGCCUGGGCCGCCAUUUCUGCAGCGGCCAUUUUCAUUAUGCCUCUCGUGUGGCUGCUUCAGCAAGAGAAAGGGGGGAAUCUUAACCGAAGAAACAAGAAGACCUGCUCUCCCUUUGCUUUACCUAGUCUUGAACGCGUGUCUCUCUUGGGUGUUAAGUGUCAGUCUAAGCCCAUCAGGUUUGAAUGAUUCCAUCCAGGCUUUUCGCUCCUGCCCAGUUUAGCCCUCGUCCUUGCCCACAACCCCCCCCCCCCCCCCACUCCCAUGUGUGUGCGUGUGAGUGUGUCUGUGUGUAUGUGAGUGUGUGCGUGCAUGCGUGCAUGUGUAUUAGGGUAAGUCAGAUUGUGGAGAGUCAGGUUGAUAUUAAAGUCCAAUGUUGGGGUUCAGUGUGACAUUAGGAAAGGAUUCUUGUAUUUAUUGGUUGUACUUCACAUGGCUGUCCCACAUUCUUGUUGUUAGCAUAAAUGACAAGCGGUAGAAACUGGUCUUUGCUUCUGUACAGUACAUCAGCAUCAGCUAAGGACCAGAGACUCACAGAAGCCAGGUUUGAUUGUCUGCAUCAUUACCCAUUACUUGCUUACCCAUUACUUGCUUAAAAGGUCAUUGAAGAAAUUCCAGAGAAAUUUACAUAUUUUAGAAAUUGUGAUUUGCUCAGUGAUUUAUCUUUAUUUCUGUUCACAUGAAUGCAAAUGUGUACACACUCAGUAAUAUUGCACAUGUUGAAAUGUUAGACAGAUAUGAUAUGAUAUAAGGACAGAAUAUGAUAACAGCAUUCCUUUUAUGUGUAUAAAAGACAAUUUUUCCCUAUUUAUUUAUGUGGAUUGUGCGCUCUUGUAUCAGGUAAUAUCUAACCUUCGACAACAAUCUUUAUUUUUACUGUGUGUACUGUACAGUAUAUAAAUAUGUGGAAGUAUGCCUGAUCAUUGGUUAAUCACGUGCAUUGAAUGUUACAGGAGCAUUUUUAAUUCAGAUUUGUUCAGAAUAGACUUAAAUGUACAGCAAUGAUUACAGUAAUCAAUCUCACUUUGUACGUUCGCAGAUAAGUUUUCAAGUUUUCAAAGGAUCUGUGGAAAAUGUUGUAUGAAUUAUGACAAUAAAAUAGUGCUUUGUGUAAAUGGUG
Anguilla anguilla (European eel) is the source of this 2797-nucleotide messenger RNA. RefSeq names its product active breakpoint cluster region-related protein-like. The transcript is spliced from 8 exons. Lineage: Eukaryota; Metazoa; Chordata; Actinopteri; Anguilliformes; Anguillidae. Bases 728 to 1681 code for a protein of 317 amino acids. Gene Ontology annotation, biological process: positive regulation of GTPase activity; signal transduction. Gene Ontology annotation, cellular component: membrane. Gene Ontology annotation, molecular function: GTPase activator activity. The record is from RefSeq and is a predicted model, not a curated record.